Molecule: messenger RNA, 1191 nt
Organism: Diaporthe batatas
Lineage: Eukaryota; Fungi; Ascomycota; Sordariomycetes; Diaporthales; Diaporthaceae
Exons: 1
Coding region: 1-1191 (396 amino acids)
Cellular component (GO): methionyl glutamyl tRNA synthetase complex
Molecular function (GO): tRNA binding
Source: RefSeq, a predicted model, not a curated record
AUGGCCGCCAUCGCAUCCCAGUCAUACACCCCGACCGAGGAGGCUGAGAUCCAGCAGUGGUUGACCACCUCGGAGCGGCUCAAGUCCGCAAGCGCAGAGUCCUCCUCCAUCCUAGAGGCCCUCAACACCCACCUUGCCUCCCGCACCACCCUGCUCGGUACAAAGCCCUCCAAGGCUGACGUCGAGAUCUACAAUGUCCUCGCCCCCGUCGUCAAGGGCUGGACCCCCGAGCAGCGCACCGGCGAGAAGGGACACCCCAACAUCGUGCGCCAUGUCGACUUCGUGCAGAACUCGUCCCUGUUCGGCCUCACCGUCCCUGAUGCCGACAAGGUCAAGGUCGACGCCGAGGAGAUCCUCUACGUGAAGCCGCCUGUCGACGCGAAGGCCGAGAAGGAACGCCUGAAGAAGGAGAAGGCCGCCAAGGCUGCGGCGGAGGCAGGAGGAGAGCAAAAGACUCUUGUCGACCGCACCAAGGAGAAGGCUGCCGAGCUCAAGGAUGCUGUCGUCGGCGCCGUUGCGGGUGAGGGCGGCAAGAAGAAGGAGAAGAAGGAGAAGCAGCCCAAACAGCAGAAGCCCCCACCCGCCCCCGCCGCUCCCUUGUCCCCCGCGCUGAUUGACCUUCGGGUUGGCCACAUCCUCAAGGCGAUCAAGCACCCCGAGGCCGACUCCCUCUACGUCUCGACCAUCGCCAUGGGCGACCCGGCGGGCACACCCGACACGGACGAGUACGAGGGCCAGGUCGUGCGUACCGUGUGCUCAGGUCUGAACGGCCUGGUGCCCCUCGAAGAGAUGCAGGGCCGCAAGGUCGUUGUCGUGUGCAACCUGAAGCCAGUCAAGAUGCGCGGCAUCAAGUCGUCCGCCAUGGUGCUCGCCGCGAGCCCCAGACUCAAGGAGGGCGAGGCUGACGACCACAAGGGCCCCGUGGAGCUCGUUAACCCGCCCGCGGAUGCCAAGGCCGGCGAGCGCGUCUACUUCGACGGGUGGAAGGGCGACCCUGAGAAGCAGCUGAACCCCAAGAAGAAGGUCUGGGAGACGUUCCAGCCCGGCUUCACCACGACCGAUGCCCUCGAGGUCGCUUUUGACGCCGGCGUUGUCGAGCAGCUCGAGGGCAAGACCGGUAUUGGCAAGCUGGUCACCGAGGCCGGUGGCGUGUGCAAGGUCAAGAGCUUGCAGGGCGCGACUGUUCGGUAA